GCAGGUCAAUUUUGCCAAUUCCAAGAUGUCAGACGGUAAUUUUGAACAAAUUCAUAUAUAUUUAAAUAUCAUAUAUGUAUGUGCAUAUACAUAUAUUGUAUACGGUGCAGAAAGCGAUUCAGAAGAGCAUUUUCAUGAUUCGGGGUCUGAGGAGGAGGAUAGCGACAGUGCAACAGAAAGCGAUUCCGAGGACGAUUCAGAUUCGUUGGAUGGCACUGCGAAUCGCGACCCCACCUUCAGGGAAAAUGAGCUGUUCGCCCCUGUCGUUGAAGAUUUUGACGAGUCCGAAGACAAAAUCCGCCCGGAAUUUGGCGUUUCAAGAAGGACGUCCCCUCUACAAAUGCUGCAGAAAUUUCUCACUGACGGAAUCAUUGGGGAUGUGGUGCGAGAGACGAACCGGUAUGCAGAACAGGAUUGGACAAGGCACCCUGCUUCAUACACGGAUUGGAAACCGGUCGAUUUGGCGCAGAUUUGGCAAUUCUUAGCGAUUACUUUCAUGAUGGGGCUGGUGAAGAAGCCGUCCAUUCGAGAAUAUUGGAGUACCGAUGAGUUGAUUCAAACUCCGUUCUUUGCAACCGUUAUGUCUCGAAAUCGAUUUCAAGGCAUCCUGAGAGCUUUACAUUUUUCAAACAAUGAGAAUUACACAGGAAGAGAUCGUUUUUGCAAAUUGGGCAGCUUCAUGCACGAUAUUUUGGGCAAUUUCUCCAGUGCAAUAUUACCAGGCAAAAAUAUUUGCAUUGAUGAGACUCUUCUUGCCUACAAAGGACGAUUGUCAUUCCGCCAGUAUAAUCCUAAGAAGCGAGGUCGGUUCGGGAUCAAAAUGUUCGUCUUGUGCGAUUGUGCCUUCAAGUUCGUCCUGAAUAUCUUGCCAUACCAAGGGAAAUCUACUCCUCUAGCUGAUCGGACCUGGGUGAAGGAUCUCGGAUUUGGUGGCGCAACAGUACUCACUCUACUGCAAGGUUAUCUAAACAAGGCUCAUCGUGUCGUUUUGGACAAUUGGUUUCUGGGACCGAAAUUAGCCAAAAUAAUGCUCGCCGAAAAGACUUAUGUGCUGGGCACAGUACAGCGACGUCGGAAAGGGAUGCCGAAGAUGAGGGGGAAACUGGCCAAAGGACGUGUUGAAACCUAUUGUGAUGAUGAAAUUUUGAUUGAACGCUGGAGUGACAGGAGGGAGGUAUGCAUGUUGAACACUUUUGUCCCCCAUUCCAUGCGCAUUGCAGAGUCGUCCAAUCCGAGGAACACCAGGGAGAAACCAGCAACGGUGCUACUUUACAACUCAAUCAUGGGAGCUGUCGACAAUGUUGACAAGAGUAUCAAGCCCUAUCAGUCCGUUCGGAAAUCGUACAAAUGGUAUAAGAAAGUGGUGUUUAAUAUGAUCGAUGUAGCUACCUACAACAGUAUGAUACUGUACAACCACUUGCAUGCUGACCAGAGAGCUGUACCCUACAAAGAUUUUGUCAUGAAGAUAGUCAGAGAAAUUCAAGAAAAAUAUCCAACCCUCAAGAAACCAAUUGGAAGACCUCCAACAGUACCACGAACUGAAAAUCCAGCCUUUCCAGUUCGAUUGAAACCUUGUCACCAUAUUGCUGUCAAACACUUAGAUAAAAAUGGAACGCCAUCGUACUCUGACUGCAUUUAUUGCAAGCACCACGCUGAAUACUCUCCGAAACGCAAGACGACCCCUUUCAGCUGUGAGAUUUGCAAGGUUCGGCUUUGUAUUCAAGGAGGUGACUCUUGUUUCAAGCGGUAUCACACUGAUAUAAAGCUGAAGAAAAUCUCAACCACUCCACAAAAUACGCAGAGUCAGCCCCACACUCAAAUAUCGCAACCACGACUUCCCGAAGACAUUGAUACUCUGGGCCCAAAUGCAGUUCAAUUUAUUUUAAGUCCUAAUCAUGAAAUCGUAGUAUUUGAUGAAGAUGGAAAUCCGCUCACUGGUGCUCAAUUUUCGGACGAAUCAUCUUUGCCACCCAUUUAA
Molecule: messenger RNA, 1978 nt
Organism: Folsomia candida
Lineage: Eukaryota; Metazoa; Arthropoda; Collembola; Entomobryomorpha; Isotomidae
Product: piggyBac transposable element-derived protein 4-like
Exons: 5
Coding region: 26-1978 (650 amino acids)
Source: RefSeq, a predicted model, not a curated record